Messenger RNA from Alternaria alternata, 621 nucleotides. RefSeq lists its product as hypothetical. The transcript has a single exon. The coding region runs from base 30 to 365 and encodes 111 amino acids. NCBI's taxonomy places the organism in Eukaryota, Fungi, Ascomycota, Dothideomycetes, Pleosporales, Pleosporaceae. The record is from RefSeq and is a predicted model, not a curated record.
CAGACGUCCAAGCUCUUCCAUCCUGAAACAUGUGCUUCUACGACCAACACAGGUUCAUCUGCGGUGACUGGAAGUGGGGCCACUUCCGACAGCACUGCGCCAAGGAGUACCGAAUCGGCGAGACGUGUGGUAUGAAGCUCAUCAUGCAAACAGUUCCUACUGGAACUUACUGCAAGCUCUGCGAGAAGAUCAAUACCAAGAUGCGCCGCCGAGCCGCUGAGGUGGACCGCAUUGGGCGGUGGCAGCGGGAGCCUCACAAGUUCGGAGCUUCGAUCGAGAAAUCGAUGGAGAUGAUUCGCAGUCUGGAUGGCGAAAUCAAUGAGCUGUCCUGCGAACGUAACCGCAGACUGCAGGCAAUUCACUGAGGUUACAGUGGGCAUGGCGCGGGCGUUUGGGAAUCUGUUUCAUCUACAACGCUUCGGUGUUUUCUUUCAGAUUGAGGCCAUUCAUUUUUCGUCUCCGGAGGCGGAAUGAUGCAGGCAGAGCUGGCAUUGAGCGAUGGCAUACGGAACAGGGAAGGCCGGGCGUUACCUCUUACAGUCGCUUCUUUCUAUUCCUGAGCUUCUGGUUGUUUAAUGAUGCAAUGAACAUUACCAAUUCACUUGAUUGGCUGCGUGCUCA